AUGAUUGUGUUUCUGACUAGUUGUGAGGAGCGCACUAUUGUCCAUGUACUCCCCAUGAUCGGUAGGAAGUGGAACGCGAGGCCAGAGAGUGUCUGGUACACCGAGGAGACCGUACGGAAGCGAUGUCGGAUGAACGCCGACAGCAUGUCUUCGGUGGGGUGAUACAUGAUGUCAUGGCCCUGAGCGCGGUAGUAGCUGAUGAAAGCGAUCCAUUGCCGCAAAGCUCGAGCGUAGUCUGAUCGAGUUUUGGGUUCGAGCGCAAGGAUGGCGGCUUCGUCGCGUAGUUGACGAAGAUCAUCCAGCGGGAGCAUCGGCUGAGCUCGAGUAG
Microbotryum saponariae is the source of this 328-nucleotide messenger RNA. Lineage: Eukaryota; Fungi; Basidiomycota; Microbotryomycetes; Microbotryales; Microbotryaceae. The record is from the annotation of a GenBank genome assembly.